Saccharomyces eubayanus is the source of this 1092-nucleotide messenger RNA. It is a transcript of the gene PNG1, whose product is annotated as peptide-N4-(N-acetyl-beta-glucosaminyl)asparagine amidase. The record is from RefSeq and is a predicted model, not a curated record. Bases 1 to 1092 code for a protein of 363 amino acids. NCBI's taxonomy places the organism in Eukaryota, Fungi, Ascomycota, Saccharomycetes, Saccharomycetales, Saccharomycetaceae. The transcript has a single exon. Gene Ontology annotation, cellular component: nucleus; cytosol. Gene Ontology annotation, molecular function: peptide-N4-(N-acetyl-beta-glucosaminyl)asparagine amidase activity. Gene Ontology annotation, biological process: protein deglycosylation; glycoprotein catabolic process; protein quality control for misfolded or incompletely synthesized proteins.
AUGGACGUGCUACCUGACGGAAAUACAAUAGACUUUGACGCACUGGCCAACAUGUUUCUAAUUAAGUAUAAAGAUUUUAUACUAUCGAAAUUCAAGAAAACUGAACCCGUAGAAAAUAUAAAGUUUCAAAAUUUAGUUCGUUCAAACCAGUUGGCAGAAGGGCUUUUUGGACAGACACAACACCUCUGUUCGAUUUAUGACAACCCCUCGUGGCACUCUGUUGUCUUGGAGACCUUAGAUCUGGAUUUAAUUUAUAAAAACGUGGAUCACGAGUUUACCAAAGAGGGGCACAGAGAAGGCGAUAAUGUGUAUUCAGAUUACCUAGUGAGGGAGUUGCUUCGCUAUUUUAAGCAAGAGUUUUUCAAAUGGUGCAAUAAGCCAGAUUGUCAUCAUUGUGGCCAGAACACAUCAGAAAAUAUGACAUCUAUGGGCAUUCAAGGGCCCAAUGGAGAAGAGUCUAAAUUUCAAUGUGGAUCUGUUGAGGUCUAUGAAUGUAACCAGUGUCGCAAUGUCACGAGGUUCCCACGCUAUAAUGAUCCAAUCAAGCUGUUACAAACCAGACAGGGUAGAUGUGGUGAAUGGUGUAACUUAUUCACUUUGAUUCUAAAAUCAUUUGGAUUAGAAGUUCGUUAUGUCUGGAAUAGAGAAGACCAUGUCUGGUGUGAAUAUUUUUCGCCAUAUUUAAAAAGAUGGGUCCAUGUUGAUUCUUGUGAACAAGCGUUUGAUCAGCCGUAUAUCUACUCGGUUAAUUGGAACAAGAAAAUGAGUUAUUGUAUUGCGUUUAGUAAAGAUGGUGUUGUUGACGUCAGUAAAAGAUACAUUUUGCAAAACGAGCUGCCCAGAGAUCAAAUUAAGGAAGAGGAGCUAAGUUUUCUGUGCAAAUUCAUAACCAAAAGACUAAGAUUUACAUUAAAUGACGAAGAGAUAUACCAACUAGCAUGUCGCGAUGAGCAAGAACAGAUAGAGUUGAUUACUGGGAAGGCAAAUGAAACGGAAACAGAAAAGAAAGCCGAGGGCUCAAAGACUUCUAACCCUGGACGAGAAAGUGGGUCGGCAGUCUGGAAGGCGCAGCGUGGGGAAGACGGUAAAUAA